Molecule: messenger RNA, 1835 nt
Organism: Melanaphis sacchari
Lineage: Eukaryota; Metazoa; Arthropoda; Insecta; Hemiptera; Aphididae
Product: acetylcholine receptor subunit alpha-like
Biological process (GO): chemical synaptic transmission; monoatomic ion transmembrane transport; regulation of membrane potential
Cellular component (GO): synapse; neuron projection; postsynaptic membrane
Molecular function (GO): transmembrane signaling receptor activity; acetylcholine-gated monoatomic cation-selective channel activity
Source: RefSeq, a predicted model, not a curated record
GAUGUUCAAUGAAUCCGGAUGCAAAAAGGCUAUACGACGACCUUUUAUCAAAUUACAAUAAACUCGUAAGGCCUGUGCUCAACAACACUGAUCCGCUUCCAGUACGGAUUAAGCUCAAACUAUCACAGCUCAUCGACAUUAAUCUAAAAAACCAAAUUAUGACGACGAACUUAUGGGUAGAACAGUAUUGGUAUGAUUAUAAGUUGAUGUGGAAUCCCGAUGAAUACGGUGGUGUAGAAGGUUUACACGUACCAUCUGAACACGUCUGGAGGCCAGAUAUUGUACUUUAUAACAAUGCUGACGGCAAUUUCGAAGUAACAUUGGCGACAAAGGCUAUGCUUCACUAUAGUGGUCGGGUCGAGUGGAAACCUCCUGCUAUUUACAAGUCUUCCUGCGAAAUUGAUGUAGAAUUUUUCCCGUUUGAUGAACAAACGUGUGUGAUGAAAUUUGGCUCGUGGACAUACGACGGUUUUCAGGUGGAUUUGAGACAUGCAAAUGAAGUUAGUGGUUCACGAGUUGUAGAUGUCGGUGUUGAUUUAUCCGAAUUUUACUCAUCCGUCGAAUGGGAUAUAUUAGAGGUUCCAGCAAUAAGAAAUGAGAAAUAUUAUACUUGCUGCGAAGAACCAUACUUAGACAUUACAUUCAAUAUUACGAUGAGAAGGAAAACGCUAUUUUACACAGUAAACUUGAUCAUACCUUGCAUGGGGAUAUCAUUUCUCACAAUACUUGUGUUCUACCUUCCAUCAGAUAGUAACGAAAAAGUUAGUUUAAGUAUUUCGAUUCUUCUUUCACUGACCGUGUUCUUUCUGCUGCUAGCCGAAAUCAUUCCACCCACAUCACUAGUCGUACCACUUUUGGGAAAAUUUGUGCUAUUUACAAUGAUACUUGACACGCUUAGUAUAUGUGUAACAGUAGUUGUGUUGAAUAUACACUUCCGAUCUCCCACUACACAUGUAAUGUCACCUUGGGUCCGCCGAGUAUUCAUUCACAUUCUACCAAGAAUGUUAAUCAUGAGAAGACCUCACUACCAAAUGGAAAGAAAAAGUCUGAUAGGAACUUGUCAUCGAAUUAUGGUAAGAACGUGCAACGGACUUGAGCUUAGAGACCAAAAUUCAGCUGAUCAGUUGUUGCACAGCAAUGAUGUAUUUCCUGCCAGGGACUUGGAAAGUGGUGUAAUUGGCUGUUGCGAGAUUCACGGUCCAAUAAUAGCAUUACCCAGUCCUUCCGAACUAAACCAAAAUAGCCCAGUGCUUAAGGGUAGAAAACAUUGGCACGAUUGUCCAGAACUUCAUAAGGCCGUUGAAGGCGCGGCGUUCAUAGCAGAUUACAUAAAGAAAGAAGAAGAAGAGAAAAAGAUUAAAGAAGAUUGGAAAUAUGUAGCGAUGGUACUAGACAGGUUGUUUUUAUGGAUAUUUACAUUGGCCGUGACCAUGGGGUCUGCGGGGAUAAUCCUACAGGCACCGACUCUAUAUGACAAUCGGUUGCCAAUCAAUGUUCAGUUGUCGGAAAUACUUGCCCACACACCAACAGUGAAACAGAAUUAUAAUAACAUUAUGUAAAGACGAUAAUUGCUCAAUAUUGUCAACAUUAAACAAACCAGUGGCAUACAUCACUGAUUCAAAAGAGCGAACGAUAAAGUCCUACUACUAAAACUGCUAAAACUGAGCUAUAAAAUUUUUAUAUAUAUAUAAAUAUAUACGAGCAUUAUAGUAAAUAAAAUUCGGGACGAGGGACCAACAAAUCGAGGACUGCUGGUCGUAAUAUGUACAAUAGUGUCAAUUCUGAUAUUAGAUACUAUUUUUAUGCUCUCAAAAUUAGUAAAUCGAAUAGAUAGA